AUGCUAUUCGUCGGUGCACUAGCACAAGUAGAAGAUCAAGAUGUUCCAAUAAAUCUCGAUACACCCGAUAAUAGAAAGAAUUUACAUACAGUAGUAUAUAGUACUUUGGCAAUGAUUGUCAUAAGUUUAUGUGGAUGCCUUUAUGUUUUUUAUAGAACAUAUAAUCAAUGGAAAUUUAAUAAAUCAAGAAAAAAAUCAUUAAUGAUGAUUUACAAGUUGCCGUUCUACACUGCUUGUACUGCUUUAGGCAAGUCAAUGGGAGGAAUUGGUAAUGCAAUUCAAUACAUGAUAAAUGAAGGAAUUGUUGCUAGUGCAUCAACAGGAUUCGAAUCCCCAAAUAUCGAAUUGAUAAGAACCAAUAAUGAAUCAAAUGACAAUUCAUAUAUGAAAAAUAUCAAUUAUGUAAAUGAGACAAACAAAGAAAAGCAUAGCGAUGAUAGCGAUGAUGCAAAUAUUAUGGAUAAGAACGAAAAUAGCAAUAUUAUAUUUAAUAAUGAAAAUAACAACUGA
Messenger RNA from Funneliformis geosporum, 510 nucleotides. Lineage: Eukaryota; Fungi; Glomeromycota; Glomeromycetes; Glomerales; Glomeraceae. The record is from the annotation of a GenBank genome assembly.